This is a messenger RNA of Penicillium expansum, 3960 nucleotides long. RefSeq names its product Male sterility, NAD-binding. The record is from RefSeq and is a predicted model, not a curated record. Gene Ontology annotation, cellular component: cytoplasm. Lineage: Eukaryota; Fungi; Ascomycota; Eurotiomycetes; Eurotiales; Aspergillaceae. Gene Ontology annotation, biological process: amino acid activation for nonribosomal peptide biosynthetic process; secondary metabolite biosynthetic process. The coding region runs from base 1 to 3960 and encodes 1319 amino acids. Gene Ontology annotation, molecular function: phosphopantetheine binding; oxidoreductase activity. The transcript has 6 exons.
AUGAACAGCGGGAUCAGCGACCCCAGCCCGUACUCCAGAAGCGGACUGGACUACAUCGCGAACUUGACUGUCGACGCGAUCGCCGGAAUCCACUCAUGCAGCUUCCCAUCGCGUAACGAGUGGAAGGACUCCCCCCAUGCCAGGUCACCAAUCACGUCGAAAACCAUCAUGUUGUACCACUGCGUGAAGUCCACAGCCCCGUUGCCGGUGGUUGCUACCACUACCUCGUUCGGAGAAGGCCCCCGCUCGGUAGCGGCCGAGAAGGUAGUGGCAGAGAUUCAGAGCCUAGGAUCGGCGGCGAUCGCAAUCCAGGCGGACGUCCGGGACGUAUCGCAGACGGUGCGCCUGAUGGACGAGGCGGUAGCGCACUUCGGCGGACUGGACAUUGUGUGCAGCAACGCGGGGGUCGUCAGCUUCGGUCACCUAGGCGAGGUCACUGAAGGGGAGUUCGACCGCGUCUUCAGCGUCAACACGCGCGGUCAGUUCUUCGUCGCCCGCGAAGCCUACCGCCACCUAAAUGAGGGCGGUCGCAUUAUCCUCAUGUCCUCCAACACCGCCCGCGACUUCAGUGUCCCUAAACAUGCUCUCUACUCUGGCUCUAAGGCGGCGAUCGACUCCUUCGUGCGCGUCUUUUCCAAGGAUUGCGGCGAUAAGAAGAUCACCGUCAACGCGGUAGCCCCCGGCGGCACGGUAACCGACAUGUUCCACGAGGUCUCCCACCACUACAUCCCCAAUGGCGAGAAUUAUACCGCCGAGGAGCGGCAACAGAUGGCCGCUCAUGCUUCACCCUUGGUGCGCAACGGGUAUCCCUUGGACAUUGCGCGGGUGAUAGAAGAGAACCCGGCCGCUGUGCCCCCGUUCUCCUGCUUCGCCUCCGCUGCAGUGCAACAGGAGACCUCUGAGGCCGCCACGAGCUUUUGGCAGGCCCGAUUCGAGUCCUUCAAAGGCACGGUCUUUCCCCAGCUGCCCCUAGACCAUCCAGAGUGUCGUGCUUCUCAAUCACUCACCUUCAACGUUUCCAUGUCGACGCGACGAUCUGCGAUCACACAAGCCACGACAAUCCAGUAUGCCCUGGCGCUGCUUAUUUCCAAGCUCCGCGGCGAGUCGGAUGUGAUUUUCGGCACCACCGUUCAUGGACGCACCGUAGCCGGUUGCCCGGAUGCAGAGGCUGUGUCACUGGGGCCCGGGGCGGCGGCCGCUGCCUCCUUCACCACUCUUUUGAUCAUCCAUCCUGAGAUGGGCGGAGAUGCGACUGACCAUCCCAACAAAAUUCGGGAGAUCGAGAUAGGAGCCGCAGAUGCCUAUGUGGACUACCUGCUGGUCGUCGAGUGCUUUCCACAAGCCCAAAACUUGAGCAUCAAGCUCCUGUAUGACCCGGCCGUCUUCUCUACGUGGGAAAUGCAGAUGAUGGCUGAGCAAUUUGAGCAAUCGCUCCACGCCCUACACACCACUGAAUAUCCCGCGGCGGUGGUCCGAGACCUAAGUCUCCUCUGUGCUGCCAGCGUGCCCGCAGUCCUCGAGAUGAGCCGUGGCGAGCUGAUCGACCGCCGGGAGUGCCUCCACGAGCGGAUCUUUGCCAAAGCGCACUCAUGGCCAGACGCCGAGGCCAUCUACAGAUGGGACGCCCGAUACACCUACGAGGAAUUGGGGAGCCUGGUCAAACGGCUGGCGGCGCGUCUUGCGCCGUUGCUUCCCGCGAAGGCCGGUCAGAUUGUCCCCAUCUGCUAUCCUAAGUCCGCUGCAGCCGUGGUCGCCAUGCUGGCCACCCUGACAGCGGGCCAUGCGUUCCUGCUGCUGAAACCCGCCCUGCCGCCACAACGCAUUCGAUAUAUGAUCGAGGCGGCCAAGGCGGAUCGUGUCCUCUGUGCGUCGGCGACCCGCUACGUGGUGGAGGACAUGGGGACGCAGGUGGUGAACUUCCAAAGUCUAUGGGAUCAUCCCGCCGUUGCGCCGGAUAUGGGUUUCUUCGAGGUUCAGCCGUUGCCGGACUCCCCAGCCUACUGUAUCUUCACCUCCGGGUCGACCGGGGAUCCCAAGGGGGUGCUCCUCCUGCACCGACAGGUCACCAGCGGGCUCGAAGCCCAGGUCGCGGCAGGCCUGUACGAGCGCCAGGCCCGGCUGCUGCAAUUCGCCAGCUUUAGCUUUGACACGUGCAUUGCCGAUAUUUUUGGGACUCUUCUCAGUGGUGGGUGCAUCUGCAUGCCAAAAGAUGAGGAUCGCCUGCUGCGGAUCGCCGAGAACAUCAACGAAUUCGACACCACGACCGUCGACCUAACCCCGUCUGUCGCUCGGCUGCUUCCCCCGGACGAGGUUCCCCGGCUGCAGGUGCUUCGCCUGGGCGGCGAGGCGAUGCACCAGUACCACAUCCAGACUUGGGCAGAUCGUUGCAACCUUCAAAACACCUACGGUCCUACAGAAUGCUGCGUGCAGUGCACCUUUGUCGACCGCGGGCCCCGCUCCAUGGCUCCGGCCGUCAUCGGCAAAAGUAUCGGAUGUCACCUCCGGGUUAUCGACCCGCAGAAUUAUAAGUAUCUCAUGCCGCUGGGCGCGGUGGGCGAACUGGCGAUCCAGGGCCCCGCCGUGGCCAAUGGCUAUAUCAAUAACACGGCCAAGACGGAGGCUUUAUUCCUCCUCCGCGCCCCGUGGCUCGAGACCUACGAUGUCAACUGCCCCUACCCAGUCUACCUGACGGGCGACUUGGUUCGAUUCAACGAGCAGGGUGACUUGAUCUUUCUCGGCCGCCGGGAUAGCCAGAUCAAGAUCCGGGGCCAGCGUGUCGAGCUGGAGGAGAUCGAGCACGUCCUGCAGCAAGAUAAGAGGACAGACCAGGCCCUUGUUUGCUACCCCACAACAGGAGUGCUCGCCUUGCAGCUGGUUGCUAUCCUCGAGCCGUCCGCCCCCGCGGUCGGGUUGCGCGCGCGCGGCCAGACGACAGCCUGGAUGGAGCCAAUCGCCCACAAGGCCGCCAAGUUCCUACCGCGACACAUGGUGCCCGCCGUAUUCUUGGUGGCCUACCAGGGCUUGCUGAUGUCGUCCGGCAAGCUGGACCGGCGCAGUGUCCAAACAUGGCUGGAGCAGCUGUCGGUUGAUGAGUUCGAGGUCUUGCCUGCAUACUACCACGCCUCAGGGGAGGCACGAGACUCGUCCUCGACCGAAGCGCGCCAAUUGUCGAACAGGUCCAAUCCCUCCUCGCGUGGCGAUCAUCUACCAACCUUCCGUCCGCCACCGGCUUUUCCCUUCUCCAUUCCUUCUCCCGCAUCGCUGGAUUCCAUCACCAUAAUCCCCUUUCUGCGAUGGAUUAACCAGAACUACUCUAUCCGCUUGGAAAUGACCACUCUCCUGCAGCUGGAGACCGUGCAAGGACUCGUCUCCCAUUUGCAGAGCCACCAGGGCGGACUGUCGACCAAGACGGAGCGCAGCGACGAGAAGAAUGAGGAUCAAGAGACCUUCGAAACCCUGAUCCACCAAGGUGUCGACCAGCUUUGCCAGGAACAGCCCAUCAUCUCCCAACGCGAGCUGUCCGAAAAGUCCGCUCUGACCCGGCUGGUGCGGAAGCUCGCCGUCCCGCAGAUGGCCCUGGUACGACGCUGUAUCAAUGCGGCGGCCGGCCAUCGUGCCCUACCCCGCCGGCUGAAUAUCCGGAGCUUGCGGUCUAAGCCCUGCCGCAUCCUCCUAACGGGGGGCACCAGUCUCGUCGGGCUAAACAUCCUGACCUCCCUCCUCAAGCAGUUCCCCCGGACGCGCAUCGCGGUCUUGGUGCGCUGCAACACAGCGGUGGAUGGCAAGGCCCGGCUCAUCGAGCGCGCCAGCCUCCUGCCCCCGUGGCGCAGUGACUUUGCGCCCCGCGUCGAGGUCUGGCCUGGAGAUCUGGGUCCCGCACGGCUAGGGCUCUCGCCGGCGCAGUGGGAGUCGCAGCUGGGCGGGCGCGGUGGAAACCCGGCCCACUACGUGCACGCCUGA